AUGGUUGAAAUCAGCGAGGUCAAGACGAGCACUGCUGCUCGGGAUCGGGCUGCUGCUCAUACGCAUAUCAAGGGGCUUGGACUUGACGAUGAAGGCAUUGCCAAGUCGAUCGAUUCUGGUUUCAUUGGCCAACAAUCGGCGCGUGAAGCGUGCGGCGUGGUUGUGGAUAUGAUCAAGGCCAAGAAGUUCAGCGGCAAGGCUGUGCUGCUCGCUGGUGCUCCGGGAACCGGUAAGACUGCUUUGGCGUUGGCUGUUUCUCAGGAACUCGGACCAAAGGUGCCUUUCUGCCCCAUCGUCGGCAGCGAAGUGUACAGUGCUGAGGUCAAGAAGACUGAGGCCCUCAUGGAGAACUUCCGUCGGGCUAUUGGUAUUCGUAUUAAGGAAACAAAAGAAGUCUAUGAGGGAGAAGUCACUGAGAUGACGCCAGAGGAGACCGAGAACCCCCUGGGUGGCUAUGGCAAGACCAUCUCGCACGUUGUAGUUGGCUUGAAAACCGCCAAGGGAACCAAACAGCUCCGCCUUGAUCCUAGCAUUUAUGAGAGUAUUCAAAAGGAAAAGAUCUCUGUUGGUGAUGUCGUGUAUAUCGAGGCCAACACCGGCUCCGUGAAGCGCGUUGGCCGCAGCGAUGUGUAUGCCACCGAGUUCGAUCUCGAAGCCGAAGAAUACGUUCCUUUGCCCAAAGGCGAAGUCCACAAAAAGAAAGAAAUUGUGCAGGAUGUCACAUUGCACGACCUGGAUGUUGCAAACGCUCGACCCCAGGGCGGCCAGGACAUUAUGUCCAUGAUGGGCCAGCUUCUCAAGCCCAAGAAGACCGAAAUCACUGAGAAGUUGCGGUCGGAAAUCAACAAAGUCGUGCAAAAGUACAUUGAUCAGGGUAUCGCUGAGCUCAUUCCCGGUGUGCUCUUUAUUGACGAGGUCCACAUGCUCGAUCUUGAGUGCUUCACCUACUUGAACCGGGCUCUCGAGUCCUCGAUCUCCCCUGUGGUUAUUUUGGCUACAAACCGUGGCAUGACCACUGUUCGCGGCAGCGACGGCGUUGUCUCCGCCCAUGGUGUCCCUCCUGAUUUGGUGGAUCGCCUUCUGAUCAUUAGGACGCUUCCUUAUUCGCAGGACGAAACUAAGGCCAUCAUCGAGAGCAGAGCCUCUAUUGAGGGCUCACCUUUAGAAGCUGAUGCUCUUGAUCGCCUGGCUGUUAUUGGUGUUGAGACCUCUCUUAGAUACGCUUUGCAACUGCUGGCUCCUUCGUUUAUUCUUACCGAUGCCAACGGCCGGUCAGUUAUUUCCGUCCAGGAUCUUGAAGAGGCUCAGGACCUGUUUUUGGAUGCUUCGCGGUCUUUGAAGACCGUCCAGGGUGACAGCUCUUACUUGGUGUAA
Wickerhamiella sorbophila is the source of this 1374-nucleotide messenger RNA. Its product is annotated as RuvB-like helicase 1. The coding region runs from base 1 to 1374 and encodes 457 amino acids. Gene Ontology annotation, cellular component: Ino80 complex; R2TP complex; Swr1 complex. NCBI's taxonomy places the organism in Eukaryota, Fungi, Ascomycota, Dipodascomycetes, Dipodascales, Trichomonascaceae. Gene Ontology annotation, molecular function: DNA helicase activity; ATP hydrolysis activity; ATP binding. The transcript has a single exon. The record is from RefSeq and is a predicted model, not a curated record. Gene Ontology annotation, biological process: chromatin remodeling; box C/D snoRNP assembly; regulation of transcription by RNA polymerase II.